AGAGAGAGAGAGAGAGAGAGAGAGGGAGAGAGAGAGAUAGUCAUGACGUCUGUCGAAAAUAAAACAGGUUGAUGCAUUUUCAUGUAGGAGCUCCAAGACGCCACUUGCAAUGAGUUUGGAAGUUUAUUUCCCUCGACAUUCCUUAUUAAAGGGGCUACAGGAGAUAUAAAGUGGAGUUGUACUCUAUUCGUCUGAAAACAUUCGCUUAUAACCGGUCUUCUAUGGAGUUGAACCUGGAUUGACUCGGCUGAGCAGGUCAAUGCCGGGCCUGCUGAAUGAAGUCGAGCAGAAGCACGUGGACAUCAGAGGUUCUGUCUAACUCAUGAUGCCAUCGUCCACGCAGAAGGGAGGACUGAAAGACCCAGAGUCGGCCAGUCUCUUCUUCAAAGAUGACCCGGAAGAAGUCUUCUGCGACUUGCACGAGAUCGGCCACGGGAGCUUCGGAGCAGUGUACUUUGCCCGGAACUCCUUUUCCAACGAGGUGGUGGCCAUUAAGAAGAUGUCCUACAACGGCAAGCAGACCACCGAGAAAUGGCAGGACAUCAUUAAAGAGGUGAAGUUUUUGGAACAGCUACGACACCCAAACACCAUUGAAUAUAAAGGCUGCUACUUGAAGGACAACACAGCAUGGCUUGUGAUGGAGUAUUGUCUCGGCUCUGCUUCAGACUUGUUAGAGGUUCACAAGAAACCCCUCCAAGAGGUUGAAAUUGCUGCCAUUACCCAUGGUGCCUUGCUAGGACUGGCUUACCUACAUUCCCAUAACAUGAUCCACAGAGACGUGAAGGCUGGUAAUAUCCUGCUGACAGAACCCGGUCAGGUCAAACUGGCUGAUUUUGGCUCUGCUUCCAUUGCCUCUCCUGCCAACUCCUUUGUGGGAACCCCAUACUGGAUGGCUCCAGAAGUGAUUUUAGCUAUGGAUGAGGGUCAAUAUGAGGGGAAAGUGGACAUCUGGUCUCUGGGGAUCACUUGCAUAGAGCUGGCUGAACGCAAGCCUCCUCUCUUCAACAUGAAUGCAAUGAGUGCCUUAUACCACAUCGCCCAAAACGACUCUCCCACCUUACAGUCCAAUGAGUGGUCGGAUGCAUUCCGGAGUUUCGUUGACUACUGCCUACUAAAACUUCCUCAGGACAGACCCUCCUCAGCAGAACUCAUGCGGCAUGAGUUUGUGAGGAGAGAGCGUCCUCUGCGGGUCCUCAUCGAUCUGAUCCAGAGGACGAAGGAUGCGGUCAGAGAGCUGGACAACCUGCAGUACCGUAAAAUGAAGAAAAUCCUGUACCAAGAGAAACACAACGGCCCAAUGGGGGAGUCUCAGGAAGACGAGGAGGAUGGAGAUCAGGCAGGCUGUAAGAUGAACAGUUUGGGCAGUAAUCACUCCAUCCCCAGCACCUCGGUGAGCACAGGGAGUCAGAGCAGCAGCGUCAACAGUCUGCAGGAGGUGCAAGACGACUCCUGCUCCGAGCUGCACCACGACUACGACAGCACCCUCGAGUCUCCCACUUCCAAAAAGGAUCCUCAGUUUAUCCGUGAUGACCUUCUUCAUCGGGACCAGCGCUCGGACCCGAGACCGUCCUCGUCAGAAAGAGCUCCGGCUCAAAACUUUAAAAACCAUGAGCGCUUCACCACCAUCAAGUCGGCUUCACUGGUCACGCGUCAGAUCCAUGAACACGAGCAGGAAAAUGAGCUCCGAGAGCAGAUGUCGGGGUACAAACGCAUGCGACGGCAGCACCAGAAGCAGCUGAUUGCUCUGGAGAACAAGCUGAAGGCAGAGAUCGACGAGCACCGACUGAAGCUCCAAAAAGAACUGGAAACACACGCCAACAAUGCCUUCAUUGAGCUGGAGAAACUUGCCAAGAAGCACACCAUCCAGACGGACAAAGAAAUGAAAACACUGGCAGCUGAUGAGAAGAAGUUCCAGCAGCAAAUCAUGGUCCAGCAGAAGAAAGAGCUCACCAACUUCCUGGAUAACCAGAAGAAACAGUAUAAGCUGUGCAAGGAGAAGAUCAAAGAGGAAAUGAGUGAAGACCACAGCACGCCUAAGAAAGAGAAGCAGGAGAGGAUUUCCAAGCAUAAGGAGAACAUACAGCAUUCCCAGGCAGAAGAGGAGGCUCAGCUUCUGGGUCAACAGAGGACUUUCUAUGACAAGAACUGCAGGGCCUUCAAACGCAAGAUCAUGGUCAAGAAGCACGAGUUUGAGCAGGAACAGCUACGAGAGGAGUUGAAUAAGAAGAAGACCCAGAAGGAAAUGGAGCACGCUAUGUUGAUCAGACAAGACGAGUCGACUCAAGAACUUGAGCAGAGGCAGCUGAAAACCCUACAGAAACUUCGCAUGGAUGUGAUCCGACUGCAGCACCAAACAGAGUUGGAGAACCAGAUCGAAUACAACAGCCGGAGAGAGAGAGAACUGCACAGGAAACAUGUGCUCGAACUACGGCAGCAGCCCAAGAACCUCAAGGCGAUGGAGCUCCAGAUAAAGAAACAGUUCCAGGACACAUGUAAAGUCCAGACGAAACAGUACAAGGCCCUGCGGCACCAUCAGCUUGAGGUGACCCCCAAAAGCGAGCACAGGACUGUGCUAAAAGCCCUGAAGGACGAGCAAACACGCAAACUGGCCAUCCUUGCUGAGCGGUACGAGCAGAGCAUCAACGAGAUGAUGGCAUCGCAGGCACUCCGUCUGGAUGAAGCUCAGGAGGCCGAGUGCCAGGCUCUGAGGCAGCAGCUGCAGCAGGAGAUGGAGUUACUCAAUGCGUACCAGAGCAAGAUCAAGAUUCAGACCGAGGCUCAGCACGAGCGCGAGCAGCAGAAACUGGAGCAGAAAGUCUCACUGCGCCGAGCACACCUUGAACAGAAGAUCGAGGAGGAGCAGGCUUCUCUUCAGAAAGAGCGCAUCGACCGAAUCAAGCACCUGAUGGACCGUCACGAGAGAGAAAUCGACGCCUUCGAUAUGGAGAGCCUUCGUUUGGGUUUCAGUAAUUUGGGUGCUUUGGACUACCCUAAAGAUGACUACAGAUGAGAGCAGAACACUCCAGCGUCCCGCCUCUGUCCUGCUCGCCCACUUCUCUCUGUUUCGUUGAUUUUUUUGGGGAACAAAUCUGCUGUUUUUGCUACAGACGGUCCUGUCGAUCCUCUGGGCUGGCGUCUGCACAUGUCUCUAGACACGUCAAGGGAGAACAUGUUUUAUAUAUGAAUAUUAUAUAUGAGAGGAUUAAAUCGGUCAGUGUUGAUGUCGACUUUUUCUCGUGCAAUGAUAACACUUUCAGUGUGAUUAAAAUGAGAGAUUUCAAGACCAAAGCAAUAUGAACGGGGGGUUUGUAUUGCUCAGAUGAAUCCAGAUGUACUUGUGCACAAGGUUUUUUUUGUUAAAUUUUUUGACAGGCUGUGAGAUUUUUUUUUAUUGCAGCCGUCUUGCUGCUUGAAUCUCUAUUUGGUAAUGCCUUUUAUUAAGUAUUGAAGACAUUUGAUAACGUUUGCAUAUUAAAACAAAUUUGAUAGUUGCAUCUGUGACUGAGAUUCUUAUGGUCAUUGAAUAUGAUUUUUUUGUCAUAUGCACGGUACAGUAAUUCACCUCAUCUGAGGUGCACAAUGUGAAUAAUACAUGCAUCAAUCCUAACAUGUGGUGCCUGCACAAAGGGCUGAAGGGAAAGGGACAUGUAUUUUGUGUAUAGAAGGCUUUAUGAGAACUUUUACUUAUUUUCCUAUUAGAUUUUAACUAAAUUUUAAUUUCUUUAUACAUAUAUACAUCUAUAUAUACUAAAUGUUUCAGCACCCUUUCCCUCCUGCAGUCUCUGGUGAAUUGCCUCUGAUUUGAUGAUUGGGGUUUCCGUUUGAUUCUGGUCAUCUGUGUAUUUUCUACAAAGUCUCGGUGAACAUAAAAACGCUUUACUGUCGCAUGCACUUUACAUUUAUUUUCAGGUUAAGAGGCAUGAUUCUGUCAGAGCUUUUCAUUAUAUUUGUAAAUAAAGUGCUCGUCACACAA
Messenger RNA from Carassius carassius (crucian carp), 3973 nucleotides. RefSeq names its product serine/threonine-protein kinase TAO3-like. Lineage: Eukaryota; Metazoa; Chordata; Actinopteri; Cypriniformes; Cyprinidae. The record is from RefSeq and is a predicted model, not a curated record. The coding region runs from base 323 to 3010 and encodes 895 amino acids. The transcript is spliced from 20 exons. Gene Ontology annotation, biological process: execution phase of apoptosis; protein phosphorylation. Gene Ontology annotation, molecular function: ATP binding; protein kinase activity.